AAGUCGACAAAGAAGAUGAAGACAGCUCUUUGGGUGGAAUCCCAUCAAGAGGCCGGCGUGCUACCUUACUAUUAGUAGCUCUCCCACAGACACCUGCUUGUUAUGACUUGCCUCCUGCAAGUCACAUCACUUGAGGGCUUGAAUAGUUGGCGCUUUGGUCUCGUGGCCGAGGUGCAUAUGUAUACCUAGCAACAGACGAACUGCAUAGGAGGUCGGCAUGCUCUGAGAGAUCCCAGCAACCAGUCCAGGCAGGUCCCAGCCAACAAAUCCAUUCCUAUCACUCGACCUGUCGAGGCUGCCAGCGCAAACAAGCACAACCUGUUGUCAAACCUUGAUCGAGACUACGAUAUUCAGCAGAAAGCCUUGAAAAGAGUCGACCAGCUCAGAAUAAGUCGCUGGAGAGUCAAGAAGCCCAGUGACCAAGGGUCCCCCAAACGCCACUAAUAACAGCGCUAGAACGCCCGACAAGGCAAGUGGGUCGGCAAAUAUCCUCCCUCAGCUGUUGUCCGGGGUCGUCCCCCCCCUUCACAAACAUAACGUCCGAACUGGAGGUGAAACGUCGAGUUUCUCUUCCUCUUCACCGCCCCAAAAAGAGUCUUCGAGCCCCUCUUUCAGCCUAUCGACUUUGCGCUUGUUACCUGACCUUUUCGCUCUGCAUCUUGGGUUCUUUCUUUUUUGCAUAGUAGUGGCAGAGUAUCGCUAGACUCACCGCAACAAAGGAACCUAUACUACAUUUCAUAAAACCAACCUACCUACCGCCAUGGCUGCCGUCGUCAAGAAGCCUCCGGCGGCUGGUCGCGAGACACCCACUGGAACUCCGCAGCGCCCGAGUGCGAGAUCAUCAACCCCUACCACCUCCAGCACGUCUGGCACCACACCCGCCGCCGCAGCACGCAGCGCCCGUCCUUCACGCACCGGGACACCUGUCUCCGCACGUGCGGCCGCCCACGAAAGGCGCCAGUCCCUUCUCAACGGCGUCUCUAGCAAUGGCAGGAGCGGUAGCCCAGCCGACGCCGAGCGUGAUGAGGCCAUCCGCGCCGAGACCGUGGCCAUCAUCGACGACUUGAAGACGCGACUGGAGAGGGCCGAGAGCUCGGCCGAGUCAACCAAGCGUCAGGUCGAGAUCCUUCAGGACAAGCUGGACGAGGCGCACAGGGAGCAGGCGAAGCUUGAGGAGAGGGUUCACGAACAAGAAGAGCAGAUCGAGACACUCACCAAUGAGAAGCGCGAGACUGCCCGCCAGAUGCGCGAGAUGGAGAACAUCUACGAGGCUGAGCGGAGUGGCAUGAUGAAGGAGAAGGAGGAGAUGGCCAACCGCGAGGAGGAGAUGCAGACCGUGAUUCAGCGCCUCAAAGACAGCCUCGCGCAGAGGAACCUGGACGAGGACAGGCCGACGCGGCAAUCCGUGACCAACUCGCCCAGCAUCGAAAAUGGAAGCUUUGCGCCCCCUUCGUCCAUCCACCGCAGCGAUUCACGCAACAACUCCAAGUUGUUGCUGCAAAAGGACAAGCUGAUUGAAUCUCUCAGACUUGAGUUGGCCGAGGCACAGAUCAAGCUUGUCGAGUCGCAAAACCAGGGCGGUGGCCGUCUUCAGGAAGUUGAGCGCCAGCUCAUGGAGGCCCGUGUGGCCAACGCUAGGUUGAUGGAAGACAACGAAAGUUACCAGCUGCUUCUCCAAGACCGGACUCUCAAGGGCGACUUUGGAACGAACGAUUUCAGCUAUCUCGGUCACGCCUCGGCGAACCAAGACGCUCUCGCUGCCCUGGAAGGCAGAUCCAACGGAGCCAGCUUGGCCGAUGAGCUCAACGGCGCUGCCGAAAGCGACCCCCCAAACGAACAGGAGCUCGAGACUCAGAGGCGCCUAGAGGCGGAGAUCAAGUCGGUUAAAGACCAAAAUAAGGCUCUGACUCUUUACAUCAACAAGAUCAUUGAGCGUCUGUUGCAGCACCAAGGAUUUGAGCACAUCCUCGACCAGAGCAGCGAUUUCAAGGGCAACGCAAACGCAAACACCAACAAGGAACUCCCCCCGCCCCCCACCCCCAAGCAGGCGGCCCCUCCACCUGGACCGUCCCUCCUCCAGCGCGCCAAGACGAUGAGCAUCGGCGGCGGCGUCCGCCCCAAGCCCCGCCCCAUGAGCUUCAUGCCCUCGGCCAGCGCCGACGUCUCCAACCCGGAAACGGCGCCCAGUAUCCCCAUUGGCCUGACCCGUAACACCUCGACUCGCCGUGCUAGGCCCAUGAGCGAUCAGUACACCUCUGUCGGCGCCGCCUCGCUCGUAAACGCCAUGUACAAGGGCCCUUCCGCCGUUGACGGCCCGCUUUCUCCAUCCCUCCGAUCCUCCCAGACCUUCUGGGCGCCCCAGGGAGCAGGCAACCGCUCCAGUAUGAGCGGCAGCACCAGCGGCAACGGGCCUCAAAGCGCCCACUCCACGACCGGUGCCCCUCCCGCUUCGGCGGGCAACUUCCCGGGCAUGCGAAGCGAAACAAGCAGCACGAGCGGGGACUCGAUUCUCGAACGGGAUUUCGUCUCCAGCCAUAGCUCCCCUCCCAGAAGCCAGCACGAGAAGGAGAAGACGACGUUUGGGGGCAACAAGCCCAGGCCGUUGAGGCUCGUGCAGGAGAAUGCCGAGGCUCAAGCAGCGGCUGAGAGGGCGAACAAGAGGAACAGCUGGAUGGGAUGGGCGACGAGCGCGUUUGUGAAGAAGGAUGAGCAAGCUGUUGGGACGGCCGAGACGAUUAGGGAGUAGUUCACGUCUUCUUCUUUUAACGAAUUAGAGUUUUAUGAUGAGAGAGGGUGUGUUGGACAGCGGGAUGGAGAGGUGGGUAGGAUAAAUGGAUGGUGUGUGAGGGGGCUAUAAAAGAUGAUGAAAUACGGGAAUGGGCUAAACUACUGAUGAACAACGUACGUGCGGGUAUAUUUCCGAUGAAGAUGAAGACACAGAAACGAAAUGAUCAAGUUAAACUGGGAAUACUACUGGGAGGGAUGAUGGGAUGGGAGGGUGGUUAAUUCGGUAUAUAUAAUGAUCUGUUGUGGCUUUUGUUUUGCUUUGGUCUUUGUUCAGUUUCUUUUGAGUGUGUAGUUUUGUUUGUGGUGGAGUUGAAGUUCAUCUUGGGUGGCUAUGGUUGAAGAAGGGGGACGUUUGUGUGCUUUGGUGGGAAUAGACAGAGAUGAACGUUUCAUUUGUGAGCAUGAGGCGAACAUAGCAGGGGGUAUGAUGAGAGUUAUGUUCUGAAGUUGGUGCUCAAUGAUGAUAGAUCGUAAGCGAAAGCCUGAACUUUGUUGAGCGUCUUUCUUGUUUACACACUUGACAACGACAAUAGAAUGUGCUUAUAUUGAUAUCAUGCAAUGUAUAAAGAACUUGG
Molecule: messenger RNA, 3362 nt
Organism: Podospora pseudocomata
Lineage: Eukaryota; Fungi; Ascomycota; Sordariomycetes; Sordariales; Podosporaceae
Exons: 2
Coding region: 761-2746 (661 amino acids)
Source: RefSeq, a predicted model, not a curated record